Molecule: messenger RNA, 13013 nt
Organism: Pocillopora meandrina
Lineage: Eukaryota; Metazoa; Cnidaria; Anthozoa; Scleractinia; Pocilloporidae
Source: the annotation of a GenBank genome assembly
AUGGAGCACGUAUUUAUAUCGAAGAACCUACAUGAGCCAACAUUUCAACAUCUGGGUAAGUAGCCUCACAUGACAGGGCUUUUUUGAUUUUUUGGCGCUUUAUCAGUCUGCAAACUUAACUUAUGCACGAAGAGCCACAAAUAGAUAUACUAUAAAUCGCUCAUCUACCAAUCACUGAGAGAUGAGUUUUGUGGGAGCAGAGAACAGGUGGAUCUGAACCCUACUACACAUGAAAAUUUUGGGUAAGGGGGACAAACCUUCCCACCCCACCCCCUGUCAGGAGUGCGGAAAAUGCAGUCAACUCUCAAAGCGACUCUACUGGAUACAAAAAAAGUGGUUGCUUGAGGGAGGCGGUCGCUCAAGAGGAAAAUUGUAACCAUAAAUCAAAAUCGCAUGUAUCGACUUACUUCCUCCUCAUGGAGUAUCAGUUUAAAGAAAGGGAAUGUACAAAGCCCCUUUACAAAGUUGCUAAACGUUUCAGUGUUCAUUUUCAUUUUAAAAACAUGCACCAAAGACAGUUUUUCCAACCAAAUAAUCUUUUUCUAUGAAAUCCAAAUUCUGGUUUCUCGAUUACUUAGUUCGUUGUUUUAAAAAUUAAACAGUCGUGGAGACCAUUCAUAAUUUACGCGACUGUAGUUCUUGGAAUCGUGUUGGUGGUUGACUACUAAAGAAACAUAGGAUUUGCCUAAUUGUUCGCAAGUGGUUGUAGCCGCAGACGGCAAAUUUGAGCAUUGGUCGCCUAGAAAGUUUGUGAAAGGGUAUUUGAAUGGUGUAAAACUAGUCAUUUACGAACAAGUAGUUUAUUAAACGAAGUAAUUGUGGAUGAGACUGAACUCUAUCACCAUGGCAAAACACUCUCUCUCGUGAUCCUAACAAGUAAUUUCAUAGAGAUCGCGCUUGACAAAAUGUUAUCCAGUAGAAUUUUUAGAAUAACUAUCUACUUCAAUUAUGCGUUGUCACCGGUCGAUUACGAACACAGAAGAUACUGCUUAAGUUCCACAGAGUUUUGCCCGUACCGACGUACGUUAAGUUUGAGUAUGCGCUAAGAUUAGAGAACGAUAAGCCCCGCAAGCCUGCCUUCGACAACGUCUCUAAACGCUCCGCCGUUUCUUGACUUCAUAGGACACACUAGACUGCGCAUGAGAUUUUUACUUUCAAACAGUCCUUCCACGGGAGGAUGUUGUAAUAGCAGUUCGUUGGACGUGUUCUCGGACAACCUUUCCUGUAUACCAAUUCGGAAACUAGUGUUCAAUGUCACUAAAGUAAACCCUGAGGACUAACAAAGAGUUGACAUGAACUGUGCUUUGAAAAAAAUUUACUUGAUAGAACAAUAAGAAAGGAGUUGGUGAUUGAAUGAUCGACUUCAGUAACCAGCUACCCUGUCAUUUACCAGGCGAUCAGUCAAGUGUUGCGAACGAUCUCUAAACGAAUGAGAAUAGAUGAAAUCCACAUAUUUGAAUUGCCGAUCAAUUGAUGAAGAUGAAAUUGAUCUUCGCAGAAAUUAAAACUACUUAGGUGGUAGUGAAAAAAGGAAAAAAAAAAACAGGCCUGUACGAGAGUUGAACUCAUGACCUCUACGACACCAGUACAAUGUUUAACCAAAACUACACUGCCAAAACUGAACUACUAUGACACUGGCUUCGUAAAGGUUGGCCAUGUUUAGUGCGCGAGUUUUAUUAGAAUACUCGUGGUUUGACUGUACCAUUUCACACUCGUUUUGAGUAUACGUGAUCGAAUGGCGAACAUCACGUGCAGCUUUCCCAAGCUUAUUCAAACAUAACAAAAACUCAUUUUAACAGCAGCUUUGUUAUUCAAAUAUGUUGAGCAACCGAAAUAUUCCCAACAAACCGCAUACAUAAACAAAAGUGAAUAACGGUAUUUGUUGCGCAAUACAAGUUGCACUACCAAGAACCGGCUUCAAGCGUCAGGCUAUUUUAUAGAAGCUGGGAGCUGGUGUACACUGACAAAGGCCAAGUAAAGGUUAUUUGUGUGACAGACGGUGAGUGCAUUGCAGAGAAAAACAGUGGUCACAUGUGUAGUAUUUACGAAAAGGUUAGGUCAACUGAUCACAAUGUGCUGGUCGUCUACGUAUGCCAUUUUAAAUCCCUACUGAUCGCACUCCAGCAAUAUCUGAACAUACACAACAGUGAGAACUGACCGCAUAAUUAUUCACCUUAAACCUUCUUUUUCCGGUUUUUGACCAUUUUGAGUAAGCACAUUUAUCUCAUCAAUUCGUAGCCACAAUCUCCUGCGAAAAAAUUCUGCCCAGUUUUUAUAUCUUUGGUGAUCAUGACCAAACGGAGGCAGAUUGCUCAGUGUGUCAGAGUCCUGAGCAGAGCGAAGGAGGGAGAGGAAACAGGAAAGAAACGAAACGAAAGAAACUAUAUCUGUGUUCAUCCAAAUGAAACUGUUUUCAACCUGAUUUAAACCUCAACGGCUACAUCGACAAUCGGUUUACUUUCCGCAAGAAAACAAGUUAUAUAAGUAAUUCACCCUCCACUCUGGGGUUGGGCUUCGGUUAUCUAGGUUUAUGAGAGGAAUUAAAUCAGACUUAGGAACAAAACUGAGAAAAAAAAAAAAAAAAAACGGUUGCAUAAUAUUGUUAGCGAUCAAGUGUGCCAUUCCUAUCAUUCCUUGGUAAAACGCACCGGAACUUUGCGACCUUUGCUGCCUACCACGGUUGGUGAACUCAUUGUAUUCCGACUGGGUUAUCGUUCGCUUGCAGUUAGCUGCAUAUAAAAUCCAUCCAGAAACAGAUCAACUUUACAACGAGACUGGUAAGUAUUGACUACGCAGACCCGUAAGGUAUUUAACUGUCCGCUGUCCUGAUUUCAGCUUUGUUACUCGUACCACUUUAUUAGCUGGAGUGUUUUCGCAAUGGCGACGCUCAGUAGUAAUCCGAUGAAGAGAUUCAUUCCUAUGUUUCCCAGGGCGGAAACGAUCUAUAUCAAGAGUUGUUCUGAUUUAUCACGAAACUGGACCCUGCAGAAUUUACCUUUUUUUUUCUUUCGUGUUUUCCAUUCAAAGGCAUUCUAAUUUAUUCAGCCCAUUCUUACUGCUGACUAUUUAAGAUUCAUACAUAUGAAAACUACAGUGAUCUAACGAUAGGGAGGGAAUUAUCGAAUCUGUAGUUUCUGUUUAGCCGUAGACUAUUAAUUGACAAGGAAGUUACAACAUAACAGUAUUCUAUCCUCGACAUGAAGUAAGUUAGUGGCCUAACUCGCGAUGCACCGACCAGCAAACUUCUGAACCGUAUCGUAGAUGAAUGCAUAAAUCAAAUCCCACGCAGUGAUUUGGUUGACUAAUUUGAAUACCGAAGCUAUGAUUUAAGAUUAGAACAAGGAGGAAUGCGGAAAGAAACGUAUUAAUUCAAAAUUAACUAGGAAUCCAAGACUUUGUAGUCCACAGCAAGUCGACUAAACGCUUAGGCAUAUGAGAUUGUACAUAAACCAACAACCAUAAAUUCAUUUGCGCAGACUGGUGUCAUUAAGAGCAGGAAUCAGGAACAGGAACGAAGGGAAAGGGAAAAGUGGCCACGACAAAUGAAAAGGAAUGGUGGUGAUGGAAAAUGAAAAUACAUUCGCAUUACUUAAAUGUAUUAGACAUAUUUUCGAUAUCGAGACAAGAUGGACUUCAAAUUUUCUUUUUUUUAGUUAAUAAAGGCGACGAAAAUUCAAUUUCUUACCAACUUCACCGAUCGAUCACGUCUAGUUUGACUCGAUCAGCUAAAAAAAAAAAAAGGAUUUUAGUCUUUGCGUCGAAUUAUAAUCUGUUCUAUAGCUAUUUUGAUGCCUUUCUAUUUUAGGUUGUGAAGGGGUAGUUUCCUUUCUUAGGGGUGCCGAUGAAAGAGACAUUCUUUAGGCUUAAAGUUGGCAUAUUCGACCCGCGGACUGAGCAUCAUUAUGUCGUUCGCUCUCGGCUGUUCGCAGGAAAAAACUUCGAGGACUUUUCGAAGCGUGAAUCUUGUUUACGACUGUCAGUUUUUCUUUUUUUCCGUUUUCAAUGACCCAUUCUCGUUUUAUUAUCAUCUAAUACCGCCGCCGGCAUCGAAUAUACACACAUGCAUUCGAAAGGAAGUCCAUUUCCUGUUGGAGAGCCCCAUACAAAAUAUCACGAUAUGGUUCGGAGACGAGUCACGCACGUUAGCAUUAGAAAUAUGAACUAACUUCAGUUGCACUGAUUUGCAAUAUGAGAAAGGCAUUCUAAGAAUGAUAUCAUCGAGAGAGAAUUUCUGGCCAUAAGAAAAAUCUAAACAUUACCCCCUGUAGUAUCCUCAGUGGUACGAUAAGAAAGGUAUCAAUGAUUUCACCAAACAAAUACUGUAUUCGCCUUAAGAAGCUCAAGAUUUAAUCAUCUUCCGCAUGGGGUCCCACUGGAUGUGUAAUACUAAUCCUUUGAGCCAGGCCAGGGGAGAAGGGCUUAACUGAAACCUGCUUUAAGGCAAAAUGCAAGUUAUGUUUUUCAUUUGAAUGGUUGGCAAAAUCUACUAUAUGUAAAAUACAUUUCUAUGGAUUAAAACAAAAAAAGUGAAUCACAGACAUGCACAUAGUAUGAAUUCAAUCAAACACAAGUAUAGACAGUUUUCAGGCAUAUUGAAAAUCUGCUUUAAUACUUCCUUACUAGGUAAAAGCUUUUUUUGGGAGGGGUGAGAGGGGUGCCCUUUAAAUUAUCAGGGGCGGGGCUUGUCGGAAACUUGAAGUUCCUGAGGACAGGGAAUUUAGAGGAGAGAACUUUUUAGUGCGUACGUCCGUUGGAUUGUUUUUGCAAGGUACGCUGGCGUAUUAUCACCAUUCAUCGUUAUUGAUUAUAGCCGUAUACUUAACCUAUUCACUUUUUCAAAAUUCAUUUAAUUGAAAUGGUUUUUGGUCGCAAAAUAACUAUCAUUUAGCCGUAUCAAAAACGAACACGUAUAUGGUCAUUUCAUGCGAGAAAGUCACCUUUUGUCGUGAAUAUAAUCCUUUCAAUAACAAUGUUCAACGAAGCGAACCACUCACGAUGUCACGCAAUUUUUUAAUAUUUUCUCUGUCAUUCUACAUAGACACGUAAAAGCAUCUUCAAGGAUCAAGAGAUCAGAAAAUACAUAUAAGUUUCACAAUAACCCUUUGCAAACUCAUGCAAAUAUGGGACUCCAAACUCGCCAAUGGUAACAAAUAAAUAUGUGCCAUGGGAAGACAAACAUCCUUUCUUUGUAAUGGUCAGUAAGUUUAAGGUCCUAUAGUUUCAAGAGUUUGCAAUAUUUUCUCGCAAAAAAAUUCAGAUUCAAACUUAUAUCUGAUCAAUUGAUCAGUUUUUUCGUUUGAGUUAAUCGUUGUGAAGGCGUGACACCGCCUAAGUUCGAUCAAAGGUCGUUUAGCAUGCUUCAUAGCGUGUCUAUGUAAGUAAUUCGCUUUUUGUAACAUUCCUCUCGUGCACGGGAUUACGGGAUCACGGGAUCUAAAAAAGCAAUUGUUUCUUGAAGCAUAACUUCUUUCGUGCUUUGUAUCAGUGUAUCGAGGCUUUCCUCAAUGAAGUAACUCAUUUUCGUCCAAGAAGACGGACAAGUUGUGAUUAGUCGCAGCCUAAGCUUGAAACAUACGCGAUCGCUAGAAAGUAAACCUUAGGGCUGAAGCUCAUUGAAUACUACGAUCUGCGGUGAAUGUUAAAUCCGUGCGAACCGGCCGCGGAUUAACACGUGUAACUACCGACAGAUCAGUAGGUAAACGUGAUGCCUACUCUGAUACUUUAAAACUAAGUACUGCCUCAAUGGUGUACGUAAUGUACGUUAUCGAAACCACGUUGUGGUUCUAGCAUUUGUUCUCUCGAGUUUGUUUAUAUUGCGUUUGCUGUUCUUUUAUUACAACAGGGAUGGAUCCUUCAGUGCGAGAUGAUAAAUCAACCGACUUUCUGACUCAUAAAUCUAAAGAAGACCUUUCUCAUGAACCUAAUGGAAAGUCUUCCACCGACAUCGGGACAGCCGAGAGCGGCGAAGGAGGCAAAGAGCAACGUGAGACUUGGGGCCACAAGGCUGAAUUCAUUCUCGCCACUGUUGGUUUAGCUGUCGGUUUGGGAAAUGUUUGGAGGUUCCCGUACCUUUGUCAGAAAAACGGAGGAGGUGAGAUCACUUUUCUUCCAGUUACAAUUUCACGUGGUAUCAUGCUUAUAAUACUAUUAGGGUGGCGAUUAUAACAACUAACGGUCGAUCAACUUUGAUUUACGCCCUGAUCGGUCCCCCCUGGAGGCUCUCUAAUGAGGCGCCUCUCAGACUCGACUAAAUAGACCACAGCCGUUGUUAUGGAUUCCAAAAACGUUUGAGAACUUAAACGUCGAGACUCUUAGAAGUUUCGCAGCCUUUUAACACUCUCAAGCUUUGUCACAUUAUCGAUUUCGGUCGGAAUAGGAUCAAUGGAAUUCGCGUGUUGUAGUUACAGUGACGUGACAUUCUACGCACGCGAUAUGUGUUCCCCAAGAAUUCGGUACAAUUUCGAUUAUUUAUUAACCGAGGAAAAGUCAAUAUUCAAGCAAUUAAUAUAGAUUAGAUUACGCAACUCAACAGCGGUUCUGUCCCACUGCGACGACAAACCACCGUUCAACCAAAACUACAAAUGCAAUACGCUACUGUCCGUCACAUGUCAAUAACACCGAAUAAAUUAUGUCAUCUGGGCGACAAGCUUUCAAGUCGUCUUGCAUAAUUUCGCCAAAACUAAUGGGCGCGAAAGUUGCUAACGUCCGUGUCCUCAUGACGAGUUCUAUGUUUAUUUAUUAAUUCGACCUUCACAUACAUUUUAGAAUAACUGGCGUUUCUUGCAAUCUGAUCGACCCUCAACUGAGUGAUUUAUUCAUGAGUAGAUCUGAAACGCCUUGACACGGUACACUGAAACAAAACGACAAAUCAGAUUUCAGAAGUGCAAUCACUGACAAAUCAGCUUCUUUAAGACGUAAAAAGGUACUGGCCAAAAUCUUCAAUUCAGGGCCUCUUUACAUGGAAAGGUGAAUCGCCUGGCCGUGGUCAGAAAAUAGCCCGCGUUUACAUAGAAUCUUACAGCCCCGGGAUGCCGGGGUGAAGUUUCUCGAGGUUGUUAUCGCACUUGCUAUUAAGGAGUUUCAGAUGUCACCACGGCGGCGUAUGGUAAAACGUUGCCGAAAGAAUGUAAUUAAUUUUCGAAGAUUUUAGCCACUAGCUCGAUGCGUUAACCGUUUCUAACGGUACAAUGUCUUCACUUCGGCACAACAUGCGAAUGUAGUGAUGAGUUCAAAGUAAAAACGUGAUUAAUUCGUUGUCGAGGUUUCAUUGCUAAGAGGACGUAAAAAUUGGUGUUGUAAGGUAUUUAGCUCAGCAUGGAACGGCUAGGAAAUUUAAAAAGUUUGUUUCACUCGUGUUUCACUUUUGCUUAGCUCAUUUGAUCUUGUGGUAAUAUGAGCACCACCCCGGCUAGGCAGGUUAUCCGACUUUCGCACGUUUACAUGGCAAAUUGUUCCUCCGGCUGACAGGGUUACCCUACCCAGCAGACCAGACAACCCACCAACGCGGGUCAUCUCACCUGUCAUGUAAACGUGAUCAAGAUAAAAUGAGAGACUAUAUGGACAGGCAGGUUACCCCAGGGGUCCCCCACCUCCACGUAAACAGGCCCUAAGUUAUUAAUGUUUUCAAAUUCCAACUGGACAUAUUGCUUCACACUGAUCAAAGUAAAUUGAUUAAGUUUAAGACUGUUCUUUUUCAUACUUCUUAGACUCAUUUGGUAGCUACUCUCAUUCAAACAGGUUUCUUCUGUAUCAAAAAAAACAACAACAACAACAACAAUAACUUCAAACACUAGCAGUAGACUAACUGUGCUGGGAGUGGAAACAUCCUAGACACUGAAGAGCUGACAGCUCAAGGGUACACUUUUCGAGUCUUUUUUUUUUAUUAUGCACCAAUCAGAUCGUUUAAGGUAUGCAUCUUGUACCAAUCAGAUCGCCGCAUUUGAGUAUGUAUCUCGCACCAAUCAGUGUCAUUUUUGAUCUUUGGUUUGAGAGAUGUUCAAAUUUCAAUGAAGUAAUGGGGGAUUUGGAGAGAGCGAUUCGUAAAAUAGAAUUAUCUAUUAGAAGAAAUGUUGGCUUUUCUUUAUUUUUAACAUAUUUUACUACGCUUUAAGAGAAAUACAAUACUACUGGACAGAUGAAAGAUAUCAGAUACCUAUAGUAAAUGUGUUACUCAUGCUGUGAAAAUGAAGGAUAGUUGUUCAAGAGAAAAAUGGAGUUCUGUGCACUGUAGUGUGAUCAUGGUUAUUGUUCCUUCACAACAAGAGAGUGGGGAAAUUUUGAAGCAAAUAUUGCUUGAGAUGUUGACGAAUUGCACCAAACAUUUUGAUUUGAGCAGUUCUUUAACAGCAAGCUGUGUUACAAGAUUCAUGAUUUGUUGAGUGUGCCAAUUAUGUUCUUCUGGAUUGGUUUGCUCAGUGCUAUCUCUAUAUGAAUGUCUGAUUAAAAUUAUCUAUGGACAAUUUUGUGUAUGUUUUCAAUGCCUGGGGGAAGUGAUCUUGUGGAGUCAUUUGUGUUUGGCCAAGGAUGAAUUCAGAUACCAUCGUUAGCAUGUUUAUUUGAUUUUGUUACCUGGAAUAAAUGUUUUAUGGAGGUAAGUUAAUAUGAUGUGAUCUACUAACAUCGAAAAUAUAUCAAGUCAAAGGAACAGUUUUGGUCUCGGUCCGCAUAUUUGUCAACAAAAUAAACACAAACUGCUUAAAAAGAUGAUAAAACGGAAAAUGUGCAAAGCUGUCAAUUGUUUCUCGAAUGUUGCGCAUGUUAAAUAUUCAAUAGUGACUUCUCAUUUACAUCUACAUCUACAUCUAUUUUUAUUACAUUGGUAAAACCUGUACAGCCAUCACACUAACCAACUCGUGUGCAAAGUGAGAAGACUAUAUGAAGGCUUAAAAUUAUAUUACAAUCAAUUUUCAUCAAGAAAUGGGUCAGGAAUAUUCCACAAUAGUGCAAAUAAUCUUGAAAACUGAUCGCGGAAAAGCAAUUGUGUGACACUUGGUAAGUGAUAAGAUGACAUGUUAUCACAUACCAGACAAAAAAAACUCUUCAGAUUCUCAGUCUGCAUUUGUACCCACUCUGCAAUCUGCAUUCUACAUUUUGUAUCUGGUCUGCAGUCUGCAGUCUGCAUUUUGUGCUUACAGGUAUUUGUGGCAUCAAUACAGUUUAAUUUUGGUUACAGUUAUUCACACAAUAUACACAAUCUACCACAAAAUACCUGUGUGUGAGUUAAUUCUACAUUUUUGCUCUUUCUGCAUUAAUACUCUUCUUUCCUAUUGUAAGAAUGUAGACAUCACCUACAAUGUUUCAAGUAAUCCACCCAACCCCCAAAAAAUAACUCUUGCAUGCACAGCAUGUCUAUGUUUUUUCAUAUGGAAACUUUGCACACCACUUAAGUUUCCAGGAGUAAAACAAGAUUUUACCUGCAUGUACCUCACUGAAAUGUGAACACUCUUAUGAUCUUUUCAAUUAUUGCUAUGGACUCCUUUUCAUCAUUUUAUAAAAGUCAAAUUUUUAUUACUGGUUGCAUGUUUUUACCAUUAAGUAAUAAAUUAGAAACCUGCUAAGUCAAACUCCCAAUGUAGACAAAAAUUGGUUUGAGUUAGCAAGGUUUCAAGUUAGCUGAUAGUAAAUGACUGAAAAAAUAGUGUCAAGGUAAAUCUAAUCUUGUUUGAGUUUGAGUUGGUGGGGUUCUCCUGUAAUCAAUUUUUCAUGAAACUGUAAUUUGAUCUGUCUCCCAUUACAUGUAAUUGGAAGGGGAGAAAUCUCCCUACCCAUCAUUUAGCUUUAACAAACUUCAGACAAAAAAGUAAAUCAGAGGGUCAGAGAAAAUUCCAGCUGAGUUUGUUGAUCUAUGAGAACAGGUAAUUUUCAUCACUUAUAAUAUCUCUACCAUUCAACAGGUGCUUUUCUUAUCCCUUACGUUAUCUUCAUGUUGAUUGAGGGAUUACCACUGUUCUUCCUGGAGUUAAGUAUUGGUCAGAGAAUGAGAAAAAGUGCUAUACGAUGCUGGCAGGAUGUACACCCUGCCCUUUUUGGUAUUGGUGUGUCAUGUCUCAUGGUCUCACUGAUGUUGUGCCUCUAUUAUGUGGUUGUCAUCGCUUGGUGCUGUUAUUACUUCUUCAUUUCAUUCACCAGUACCCUACCUUGGGAACAUGACAAGCUUUGCACUAACUAUAAUGAAUUUGCAAAAAUCAAAAAGACUCUUGAUAGCCUGUGCAGUGCCUCCAACAAAACUUGCAAAGCCACCCCACAGUACCAAGCAGUGAAUGCAAGUUAUCAUAAUUUCCCAGAUUGUUGUGUGCGAGACCCACCACAAUAUUACUUCUACCACCACGCAAUGCAAAUUUCAAAAAACAUUGAAGAUGCUGGAGUUGGUAUGAAUGGGAAACUUGCUGGAUGUCUAGUGUUUGCAUGGGUUAUUACAUAUCUCUGUGUGGUCAAAGGAAUUAAAUCAAGUGGAAAGGUAUUCUUUCUUGGCUAAUUUAAAAUAUUUGCAUUUAGGGCAAUAGAUCUGCAAUUUUCUGCCGUAGCAAUUCUCGUUUGAUUUGAGACAAGACUCUAUGAGACUUCUCAACGGUCAGUGUACCAGCCUCAGAUUAAGGAACCAGUUAACACCAGUUGAUUCAGCCCAAUCUUGCUUGCCCUGCUGGCUUUUCUUCUUUCUGUGACUCUUUUUUUUUUUUUUUACUCAAAAUAAGGGGCGCCCCUCCACUAGAUUCACCACUGGUAGUGAUGCGAAAAAACAAUUGAGCUAAUUAUGGAGUUUCAUGAAUGAGUAUCUGAAUCUUCUAUAGUCAGUUAUGUUCUCUAAUUUUCCUUCUAGGUUGUGUAUUUCACUGCAACAUUCCCCUACGUCAUUCUCAUCAUCUUGUUCUUCCGAGGUGUUACAUUGGAGGGAGCAGGAAAUGGUGUCAAGGCAUUUUUCAACCCAGAUGUGAGUAGACUUGCUAAUAGCUGAGGUCCCUUAAACUGUAAGCCUAAUGUUCUGUUUUCAUUAUGUUACAGUGGAGUUUGUUGAAUAAUGCCGAUAUUUGGAAAGAUGCUGCCACCCAGAUGUUCUUCACCCUCAGCUUAGGAUUUGGUGCACUUAUAGCAUUUUCCAGUUAUAUGCCUCUUCACAACCAAGUGAUGCGUGAUGCCUACACAGUGGUAUUCAUCAACUGUGGCACAUCAGUGUUUGCUGGAAUUGUAGUGUUCUCUAUUUUGGGAUAUAGGGAACAUGUCACAGGCAUCCCAGCUACUGAGGUAGGAUAUUAUUUUAGAUAACACUGACAACAGGCAUGAUUCCUUUGUUUAUAAACUGUAUUUUCUUUAUUACAAUGAUCACAUUUGUGAUUAAGUUACCAUGUGUUCAGCUACCAGGACUGCAAAUAUUCCAGAAUUAAAAUGUUAUGUGGCUAAGAAAAGACUCCACAAGAUUUGCCUUAAUUACUACUGUUGGGAUAAUUCUGGUUGGAUAUUGAGUUUAAGCUAUCUUGUUGUGUAAAAGUUCUCUGGACAAAAUUCAGUCUCUUUAAAAAGUGGUUGAUCCCACAGAUUAUCUAUAAAUGACCAAGCCAUGAUCAUGGAAGUCUCAAUUGAGGUUUGAUUGGUGUAACUGUAUUUCUUUUAACAAACAGGUUGGGUCUGGUCCAGGUCUUGCCUUCAUGACCUUUUCUGAUGCCAUUCUUUUGAUGGAUGUUUCACCACUCUGGGCCAUCCUGUUCUUCUUCAUGUUGAUUCUUCUUGGUAUCGACAGUGAGUUUGGCACCCUGGAAGCAGCCAUUGGUCCUAUCAUGGAGCUGAAGAUUUUCCCCAACAUGAGGAAGGAACUUCUUACACUUCUAGUUGCAGUGAUUUUAUUCCUGUUUGGUUUGUGCAUGGUUUCUGGACCUGGUUUCUACAUUUUCCAAAUGUUUGAUGAUUACUCUGUCACCAUCCCAUUACUUGUGAUUGCUUUGUUCCAGUGCAUUGGAGUGGCAUGGGUUUAUGGUAAUGACAGGUAUGGCACAACUUCCACUGGCAUUUUUUAAUGAUAAAGUAGCCCACUGAAUUAAUACUACAUAAAGAACACCAGUGAGCUAAGAGGGUAUAUCUAACCACUACCAGCGCUAAUACUGCUGACUAAUGAGACUGUUAUUAUGAUCAAGUUGAUAUUCCUAAGAGAAACAUUUGUCACAAAAGAAAAAAGGUAGAUAUAUCCUCCAAAAUCAUGACCUGCAUGAAUAAUCAAAGUGUUAUCUUACAAAUACACAUAGGCAUAGCAUUUUAAUUUUUGUAUGCAUGCAAAUAGGUUUGCAGAUGACAUUGAAUUCAUGACUGGUAAGCGACCAUGGAUUGGCUGGAUGAUCUGCUGGAAAUACAUCUCCCCACUGGCUUUGUUUGUAGUUCUUGUUGCCCUAAUUGCCCAACAAAGCCAAAGUGCUCCAACAUACUCCAAAUUUGUUGGAUGUACACAGGUAUGGCAGCUGGCUAGAAACUGUACUGUUUUUUGUUUUUCUUAAUCAUGAUGCAAGAUUUAAACAAAUUUGUGCACAGUGAGCAGCCCUCAUUUACCUGAAAUUAAGGCAUUGUGAUAGUAUCAGUCAUUCAACCUUGACUCCUACUUGAAAUGUUGAGCUAUAGGCUACCAAGGGGACACGGUUACUAAGAGGUUAGGCAUUGGGAUAAUGUGAUGCCAUCAGGCAGAGACUGGCAUACAGAUUUCCCUGCAUAUUUUGUUUAAAAAAGAGGAAUAGCGUGACUGUUGUAUUCCUUACAUUUAGGACCCCUAUAGUGGUGCUGGGUCAGACAAAUGGACAGUAAGGGAAAAAUACCCUGACUGGGCAGUGUUUGUUCUUGUGAUGAUUGUGCUUGUCUCUACUCUGCCAAUUCUCAUCUGGAUGAUUAAGGAUUGGCCAAAGAACUGGCGUCAAGGCUUCCACAAAACAUUCUGUACUGGUGUCAACAAUUACCUGCCAGAUCCUAAGAAGGAAGAGAUUCCAGGAGAUGCAAAAAGGGGUUCCAGUAACUAUGGCAUUGAAGGAGGCAAUGUUAUGUAA